Molecule: messenger RNA, 1785 nt
Organism: Chenopodium quinoa (quinoa)
Lineage: Eukaryota; Viridiplantae; Streptophyta; Magnoliopsida; Caryophyllales; Amaranthaceae
Exons: 7
Coding region: 1-1785 (594 amino acids)
Source: RefSeq, a predicted model, not a curated record
AUGGUAUUGGACACCUUUGGGAAUGACCCACCUAACAUGGGUGUCGGAGACGAGAGUCAUUUUGAGGAAGAAGAGCCAAGCCCCCAAGCUAAGAAGUUCCUUAAUCUGCUGAAGGAAUCUGAGCGUCCUUUAUAUGAAGGGAGUACUAUGUCUGUUUUGGAAAUGGCGUCUAGAACUACAAGUUUGAAGUGUAAGUACAAUUUUCCUCACAGGUGUGUGGAUAGGUUUGCUUCUUUGAUGAAUGAAGCAAUUCCUAACAACAACAACAUGGGAGAGACCUUCUACGAGGUUAAGAAAGUAGUGAACGGAUUAGAGCUUCCACAAGAGAAGAUACAUGCCUGUCCAAAAGGUUGCAUGUUGUUUUGGAAGGAUGAUGUGGACUUAUCCAAAUGCAAAGUUGUAGAGUUGUUUGCAACAAAGAACAUUUCACAUGAAAUGACAUGGCACGCAAAAAAUCCUAGAAUUGCAAACACAAUGGCUCAUCCUUGUGAGAGUGAUGCGUGGAAACACUUGGACAAGACCUUCCCAAAAUUUGCAUCAGAACCAAGAAAUGUGAGACUUGGUUUGUGCACUGAUGGGUUUGCUCCUCAUGUUCCCGGUCCUAAAAACCCAAAGAGCAACUUGGAUGUCUAUAUGCAACCACUCAUUGAAGAACUUAAGCAGUUAUGGGAUGUUGGGGAAACCCCUUAUGAUCUUUCGAAGAAGCAGAACUUCACAAUGCGGGCCGCCAUACUUUGGACCAUUAGCGACUUCCUGGCAUACGGAAUGUUAUCUGGAUGGUCAACUUCUGGUAAGAAGGCUUGUCCGUACUGCUUAGACAAAUCCAAAGCAUUCUGGCUCGAUCAUGGUGGAAAAGUUUCAUGGUUUGAUUGUCACCGUCAAUUUCUUAAUCCAAAUCACCCAUUUCGGAAAAGCAAAACAGCUUUUUGUAAGAACAGAGUUGAAAAGGGGUCACCACUGCAUAUUAUGUCCGGUCUAGAGUUAUGGGAAUGCGUGAAGGACUUCCCGAAGGCAACUGAUGGUCCUGCAGAUCUGAAAUUGCUUAAAAAGGCUAAGAAAGUCAUGGAUGUAAAAAAGCAAACUUGUGACACAGUGAGUGCUCGACGAGACAUUGAAAAAUACUGCAGAAGACCAGAACUCCAUGUUGUUACUGAUGAAAGAGGUAAAGAGUCCAAACCGAAAGCCCCAUUUGCCCUCGAAAAGCCCCAGAGGAAGGUCCUUUGUGAAUGGAUUCGGGAAUUACGAUUUCCUGAUGGUUACUCUUCUAAUCUGAGUAGGUUUUUGAAUCAUUUGAAACGCAAAAUCGGAAACAAGGCUCGAGUUGAAGGGUCUAUAUGCAACGCCUACCUUACCGAGGAAAUUACAAACUUUUUCUCCAAUUAUUACCAAGAUGGAGUUGAUACAAAAACUAGAGACCUUAGUAGAAAUGCAAAUGCUAAGGUAGAUUCUAACAUUAAUCCAAAUGAAAAAAUCCCAGAACUAUUCAAGGUUGAUUGUGGUCGUGCUCCUAAUCAAGGACGAAUGUGUUGUCUUGAUACUAAGGAACUCGAAAGGGCACACUUGUAUGUCUUAUCCAAUAGCGGCAUUCUUGAUGUGUAUGAAAGGGAGUUUGUGGAACACAUUCUUCAAUCAAGACCUAAUAUGCGUAGGGAAGAUGUCUGGCAGCAAUUUGAAAAGAAAUUUCUCGAUUGGUUUCGAGAUAAGGUUCUUCAUGACAAGCCGGCUAAAGAUGUGUUGCAUGCAUUGUCGAUGCGACCUUUUAGUCGUGUACGCACUUGGAGGUAG